This is a messenger RNA of Eimeria tenella, 1140 nucleotides long. RefSeq lists its product as uncharacterized. Bases 1 to 1140 code for a protein of 379 amino acids. The record is from RefSeq and is a predicted model, not a curated record. The transcript has a single exon. Gene Ontology annotation, cellular component: SWI/SNF complex; nucleus. Gene Ontology annotation, molecular function: transcription coregulator activity. NCBI's taxonomy places the organism in Eukaryota, Apicomplexa, Conoidasida, Eucoccidiorida, Eimeriidae. Gene Ontology annotation, biological process: regulation of transcription by RNA polymerase II.
AUGACCUUUGCAGGUCUGCUGCUGCUGCUGCUGCUGUCGCUGCUGCUUCCAGGAGUUGCUCGUAAUCGGGAACUGCAGCAGCAAGUGCUGCAGCUGCUGCAGCAGCGCGCGGACAGCCAGCAGCAGCUGCAGCAGCAGCAGCGCGAAUUUGCUGCACUCAAGAAGCGCCUCGCGAAGCUGGUCCAGAGGCGGCCCCUCGUCAUCCUUUCAGGCCCACUGCAGCAGCAGCAGCAGCAGCAGCAGCAGCAGCAAAUGAGAGAGGCCCUGCGCGCGCUAAUUGACCGCUUUUCUGUCUGCGACUAUUUGGCAUUUCGCAUUCCUGUUUCUUCUUUUGUCUCCUUUUGCUGCAGCACAACUGCUGAGGGGGCCCCCGUUGCUGCUGAGGGGCCCCUCUGCAUCCCUGCAGCUCUUUUGGCUGCUCCUGCUGCUGCUGCUGUACCCUUACGGGCAGCAGCAGAAGCAGCAGCAGCAGCAGCAGCAGCAGUGGAUCGCAGGGACAACACGGGCAUCUCUACCCGUGAAUGCAGGCGGUUUGAUUUGCUGCUGCCGGGACAGUCGCAGUGGCUACAGCAGCAGCAGCAGCAACAGCAGCAGCAGCAGCAAGUCGGCAGCACCAGCAGCAGCAGCAGCAGCAGCAGCCUGGGAACUGCUCCCUCCGGCCAGUCUGGAGCCAAUCCUCUCUUCCAGUUUCUCCCAGCGUUCUGGUGCUACUGCGGCUCUUGCAGCAGCAGCAGCAGCAACAGCAGCAGCAGCAGCAGCAGCAGCAGAGGUGUGCAGCGUCUUGUAGUUCCUGCUGCUUCUCUGUGCAACGAUAAUGCUGCAAUGAUUGCAUGGGCAGCAAUUCAAUACAUGCAGGCCCACAGAGGGGCCCCCAAAGGGGGGCCCCCCCAAGGGGGGCCCCCAAGGGGAGCCCCCCAACACAGGGGGCCCCCAGGGGGGGGCCCCCAAGAAAGGAUAGUACCCUCUGUGAAGCCAAAAUGGGACGGAGGGGGUCCCCUGCUGCAGCCGUUGGUAGCAAUGGAUUUGGUGCUGCUGCAUGCGUUGCUGCAACAGCAAGCCGCGGGGGCCCCUGCUGCCUUGGGGGCCCCCCAGCAGCAGCUGGGGGCCCCCUUUGCUGCUGCAGAGCCAAACUGGCCUUAA